Molecule: messenger RNA, 5042 nt
Organism: Phalacrocorax carbo (great cormorant)
Lineage: Eukaryota; Metazoa; Chordata; Aves; Suliformes; Phalacrocoracidae
Source: RefSeq, a predicted model, not a curated record
UACCGCUCCCGCCGCCGGCGGCGGGCCGGGCGUGCGCGGCCUGAGCCGGCGUGAUUCAGCGCUUCUCAAGCGAUGCUUGUGUAGGUCCCGCCCGUCCCGUCCCGUCCCCCCAACCCGGCCUCCAUUUUCAGAAGUCCUUCAGCCCCGAGAACGGCGCGCGUGGGUUUUGCUUCGCAGCCCUCCUCGUCUCUCCACCAGCUCCUCGCCUGGAGUCCCCGGGAUCCUCACAUUUCCUCACAGGGUGUGUUUUGUUUUCCGCCCUGACCCCGCCGCGGAGCCCGCAGCAGCAGCGAGGAGGCGGCGAGGCCUCUCCAUCGCCGGGGAUACCUCUCGGGAAGAGCCGGCCCUUUGUGAGGACUAUAAGGCGUUGACAAUUAAUUACCGUUACUCUUACACAAAUAGAUCAUCUUUCCAUCAUUUUUGAGCAUAGCCUAAAUAUAUAAACUCUAAUACAAGUGGGCUUAGUUGGGCGCACAGUUCCAGCAGGGUUAUUGAUCGUGGCUUCCUGCAAACCUGUUGUAUCUUCGUUUUCUGAGGCGACUAAUUGGCACUGUAUUGCAGCGUGUUGCACAUUUAUGUGCUGAAAUCUAUGAUUUCACAGAGAAGCGUGUCUGUGGUCAGGGGAUGUGUGACCAGGCUUGCAAAAACUUGGACCAAAUUCAAUUCUCUAAUAUAAAUAUUCACAUUACUACAUCUGUAGUAGUAACUUCAGAGCAAUACAGAAACCUGAUACAAAAUACACAGCGGUAAAGCAGGAAUGUGUCAAGAACAGAAAUGUUUCUGUUUAUUUAGAAAGCAUAAAGAUUUUAAUUGAAAAAAUCAUUGGAAGUUUUCAUAGCAUACACUUGUUUUGAUACAUGGAUACAUCACAUAGUGUCACAAGUGACACUAUGCAACCGUUGGCAUUCCUGGGUCCCAUUUUUUAGGGUCGUUUGGUUUUAAAGGACUUGGGUAGCAAAAAUAUUGCUCAGUGAUUCCCUUGGGUUUUCUGUCAAAUUAAUUACAAGGUACUCUUCCCCCUGGAGGGAAAACCUGAGUUAUAAAGUGCCACAACUGCUGCUGUCAAACAGAGUAAUUAUAUGUUAAAUGAGGCUAAAUGGAAACUAGCGUUAAAUAGGAUAUUUAAAGUGAUCCUGUCGUUUACUGUGAUAGAGUUCAUUUACAAUAUUUUAAUAGUGAAAACUGCAUUUCAGGCAAUUGUUUGGCUGGGCUAAUGCUACCAGGGGAGAAUUCUUUGUCAGCAGGUAUCCGUUUCAGCUCCAAGGAAAUGUACAGGUAUGAGUUUUCUCUCUAAAAUGUAUAGAUAGUUUUGAAGCCUUUCCCUAUCAUUGUAUAUGUACAGAACACACAAGUAAACAUAGCCUUUGUAUUAAAUAUGACUGCAGUUGCUUCCAGCCCAUUUCUGCACAAGUGUUUUCCAAAUGCUCUUGCAUUUGCUGCUGUGCAAUGCAGCUCUCCCCGAUGCCGGUCAGCCCAGCAGCAGGUUUCCCCAAAGUGAAAGUGACAAGGCUGUAGAAGUAUUUCUGCAUUUUCCUGUGCUGUGCCGAGUUACAAAGAUGGCUGCAGAAAGGCAUUGCAUAACUGUUCUCUUACUUUCACUUUAUUCUGAGCAAUUUCCUGUACUUACUUUAUUCGCUAGGCAUUUCUGUCAAACCAAAGCAUACAGAUGCAACUAACUUUGUAAAACAUAUGGAUACUAGGGCAAAUUUCUGCAUUCCAGAAGGACAAUUGCAUUUUCCCAUAUGUACCAAGCUAGAUACCAAGCAAUUUACCAAGGAAAACAGACGCCCAGGACAGAAGCAGAGACAAGAAACCCAUAGAUAUGUAGUAGCAUAGUAAAUAAUUAGUGGCUACAUUUGAUUUUGGCCUUGCAGAAACCUUUUAAAUAAAUUUUUCUACAACUACCUGUAACCUUUAUUUUCCAUAAAAUGCAUGAAUCUGUCUACAUACUCUAAUCCUUUUUCCUUCCCAAUUCACUGCCUCUUUGCCACUUAUCAAAUACCUGAUUGCUGGAAGGUUGCAUGGCACUCAGAGUAGUAGCUGUAGCAACCUUUAUCUUGAGCUCUGAAACAUCAGCUCCAACAACACACACACACCCCCAGGCGCACAAAAAAAAAUUACUUAAAUGAGACACAAGAGGGGGUAUGUGUUACUAAGUCUCUCCAACUUGUCGAAACCAGUUCUCCUAUGUAAGAUGUUUUCUUUUGGUUUGUUUUUAAAAGAAAGGAGAAGGGAAAAAGAAAGACGAGAAGGGAAAUGGAAAGACCAGAAGUGAAAGGAAAAGAGGGGGAAGAAGGGAGGGGCAAAGGACACUCUUGUGCUGAAGCAUUACUGCCCACUGUGAACUCACUCCAUGCAGCCUGAAACUCCCUGCACCACUGGGAGCCUUCCCCGAGCGAGGGUUUCCACAGUGGCUUGCAGGCCGCCCUGGCUCCCCCCGGACAGCCUGGGGGUCGCUGGAGCCGGCCCGACAGAGCCACGGCCUUGCCAAACGCGGAGGAUACAUGCAGCUGACCACCAGAUCCACAGACACUGCUCCCCUAGUGACAGAAAUAAACAACGAACAGAUAUUUAGCACUUCUACACAAUGGCGUAGCACAGAAAAAUACAGGUCUGAUACAACAGCAGAGACGUCGCGCCGUGGAGACCCAGGAUGAAGGAUGCAGGCAGUGGUGCUAAGACAUUGUGAGAGGAUUACGUGGAUGACAGAGUAACAAUAAAACAGGAACCUAAAGCACGGAGUAAUACAUGGCACGGAGCCAGGCUGAAAAAAGCAGCUGCCUGACUCAUAAGUUUCUAUUCCGCUACUGACCGCUGUUCUAGCCUCUCUUCAGAGUCAAGCACAAGCUGAAGUUUCAUUUUUGAUUCCUGUUAAAUUACUCGAUCACGUGAGCACUCAAGCAUAUAAAAGGGGAGUCAUAAGAACAGUGAUCAGCAGUCCUUUUGCUUUGAAGCUUCCUUGAAACAAACGAGCAGAGAAGGAAAAUCAUGAGUACCAAUUUCAAGAAUUCCUUAAAGAGCUCGCUGCUGCAGCUAGACUGUUAUUUCACAUGGAAUUUGAUGAAGCAGGAUGUGGAUCUCGAUAACUUAGAGGAAACAGUAGGUGAUCAGAUUGAGUUUUUCGUAAAAUCCAACAUCGCAAAUUAUAAUCUACUAUCCUAUAUAUACCAUCUAAAGAAGUCAAAUGAGGAAGCCCUGAAAAAUCUCCAAAAAGCUGAAGAAGAAGUUAAAAAAAAUUAUCCAGACGAAAUUCCCAGGAGAAGUCUUGUUACCUGGGGGAACUAUGCCUGGAUAUAUUACUACAUGGAGAGAUAUGAAGAAGCUCAGGCUUACAUAAGCAAAGUAGAAAACAGCUGCAAAAAGCUUUCAAGUACUGGUCAGCAGAAGAUUGAGCUGCCAGAGAUCUGUGCUGAGCAGGGAUGGGCUUUGUUAAAGUUUGGGGCAAAAUACUACGAUAGAGCAAAGAAUUGCUUUGAAAAUGCUCUGAAGAGUGAACCCGAUAACCCAGAAUUUAAUGCCGGCUAUGCAAUAGCAAUGUAUCGCUUGGAAGAUAUUUUCUACAGAGAACAAGAAGAUGUAAGCCUGGCCCUCGAGCCCCUGAAGCGUGCAGCAGAACUGAAUCCAAACGAUACCUUCAUUAAGGCAUUACUUGCAUUAAAACUCCAGGUCUUAAAGCGAGUUGAGGAAGGGGAGAGCUACAUUGAAGAAGCAAUGCAGAGAACCCCUGACCUUCCUUAUUUCCUGCGAUAUGCUGCUAAAUUUUACAGAAAGAAAGGAGACAUGGACAAGGCGCUGGAGAUUUUGAAAAAGGCCCUAGCAGUGACACCAAAAUCUGCCUUUUUACAUCACCAACUAGGACUCUGCUACAGAGCAAAGCUGUUUCAAUUGAAAAAGUCUACAAGAUAUCCACCUCAACAGCAAGUGGAGGAACUCAUCCGACUUGCCAUUUUUCAUUUUAAAAUAGUGACUGAGCAAAACAGAAAGUUUUUUUUUGCCCAUGUUGACCUAGCAAGCAUGUACGCAGAAGCAAAGAGGUAUAAAGAAGCAGAAGAGUCAUUUCAGAAAGCGCUUCAUGAAAGUAUUCUGUCCUGUGAUGAUAAACAACUCUACUGCUACCAGUAUGGCAAUUUUCAGCGUUUUCAUAUGAAAUCAGAAUCCGAAGCCAUUAAGUAUUACCUGGAAGGGCUGAAAAUUGAAAAAGAUACUUAUCUAAGAAAUAACUGCAGAAAAGCUCUGAAGAAAUUGUUGGAUGAGAAAAUUCAGAGAGGUUCAAGAGAUGCUGCAGAUUUUGGCACACUUGGACUCAUGCAUAAACUAAACGGUGAGAAACAUGAAGCAAUCAAGUGCUAUGAAAAAGCCAUUGCAUUGUGUCCUGACAACGAAGAGUAUCUGAAUGCAUUAUGUGAGCUACGACUUUCCAUCUCAAGCUAAAGCUCCCAAAAAUCCUUCACACCAAAAAAAACCCCGAAAUCCAAGGACAUUUCAAAAUUACUCUAAAACCUUUUCUUUUUUUUUCUUUUUUUCUUUUUUUUUUUUAGGUUUUAUAACCAGGUGAAACAUCUGGUGACAUGACUUUCUGGUGAUCAUGUACAAACUGCAGAUGAUGGUGGUUCAUUUGUUAGUUCACCCACCAGAAAGCAUGCUUAGAAAGACUAAAUAAUAGCUACUCUGUCUUAGUCUUCGAUGCUAAUGCUUCUAUAAAGGUUGUGUUUAAGUGAUGAUCGGUAGAACACAGAACUUCUAAGCUGGAAAUCAGAUCUUACCUUCUACUGAGAAAAAGAUAAGGGAAUCAUAUUGUGGUAUUUGAUCUAUCCACUUGAAAGGCAUGCUUUUACACAGAUGGAAUUUCUGAUGCUUUUUCAAAUAGUUUGAAAAUGUCUUUUUUUUGUGUUAUUUAGAGGAAACUUAUUGAAGACUUGUUCAGUUUACUACCUUGCAUGUUGUUUAACUAUGAAAAAUAACUCCUGCUUGGCUAGUUCACUGGAAAGCUUACAAAAUGUGUAUUAUUGUUGUGAACUAUUAAAGAGCACUGCAUCCAUCAA